AUGACUUGGGACCUCAACCGUCGUCGCUUCGCCCGUGCGGUUAACAGCAAGUUCAUCUUUGGUCGUAUUCCUCUACUCCACGCUGUAAUAUUCUUCAUCGAAAUGACUAUCGUUGCGAGGCUAGUAUCGAGGUUCAAUGCCUACUAUGACGAACGACCAGUUCUCACCAUGAUGGUGACCAACGCUGUGCUCGGUGGCAUCGCCGACACAGUCGCCCAGACCAUAACCUCAGUACGAGAGCGAGCUCUCCGCAAGCCUGGCGGCAUCACAAAGGACGACUCCAUCGCAGUCGAAAUCCACGAGCUCGAUCGCAAGAACCCACUGUACGAGCGCGACCUGAUCCCCGACUCGAAACUUCUGCCGCCGCCUUUCGACUUUGAACGCCUUACCCGCUUCAUGGCUUACGGCUUUGCCAUGGCGCCGGUGCAGUUCAAGUGGUUCUCGUUUCUGUCGCGCGCGUUCCCGAUCACCAAGACGGCUUCAAUGGGACCGGCAAUGAAGAGGAUGGCAUUUGAUCAGCUUGUCUUUGCGCCUUUUGGUAUCGCUUGUUUCUUCACCGUCAUGACGGUCGCCGAGGGCGGUGGUAAGAGAGCUGUCACGCACAAGCUCAGAGAUAUGUACAUCCCGACGCUCAAGGCCAACUUCAUGGUUUGGCCGGCUGUGCAGAUGAUCAACUUUCGGUUGAUGCCCGUACAGUUCCAAUUGCCUUUUGUGUCGACUAUCGGUAUUGCGUGGACUGCCUACCUCUCACUGAGCAACUCAUCGGAGAACGUACCUCAAGCCGUCGAUGCUCCUCGCUCGCCUGACAUUCGCCUCCCCUAG
Messenger RNA from Truncatella angustata, 822 nucleotides. RefSeq lists its product as uncharacterized. The record is from RefSeq and is a predicted model, not a curated record. Bases 1 to 822 code for a protein of 273 amino acids. The transcript is spliced from 4 exons. NCBI's taxonomy places the organism in Eukaryota, Fungi, Ascomycota, Sordariomycetes, Amphisphaeriales, Sporocadaceae. Gene Ontology annotation, cellular component: cytoplasm; membrane.